Molecule: messenger RNA, 1373 nt
Organism: Ctenopharyngodon idella (grass carp)
Lineage: Eukaryota; Metazoa; Chordata; Actinopteri; Cypriniformes; Xenocyprididae
Product: transcription factor 24-like
Exons: 3
Coding region: 299-838 (179 amino acids)
Biological process (GO): regulation of transcription by RNA polymerase II; developmental process
Molecular function (GO): protein dimerization activity; RNA polymerase II transcription regulatory region sequence-specific DNA binding; DNA-binding transcription factor activity, RNA polymerase II-specific
Source: RefSeq, a predicted model, not a curated record
UUAAGGCUUUUGAUUAAUUACACCGGAGUGUAACACUUGUCAGCUCUUUGUGUUCCCCGAUAAAUUAGAGGCUCUUGAGACUUUACGCAGUCAUUCAGGUGAGGGCUGUGCGUGUGCGCGGACAUAUAGCCUAGACGACUUUUCACGCGCAGCACCACGACUGGUUAUAUAUUUUUACAACGAGAAAGGGACUAUUAUUUUACAACGAUAUUUUUGCCGAGCUGGAGGUUUUCAUGCCUUAAUGUGUGUUUCUUAGGACAGCACUUGAAACGAUAAUACAGGUCAAGAAGUGAUUUCGAUGGUUGGAAGACAGUCGAUCCGUAUGGAUGGCAGUGGUUCUGUGACAGUUAUGGAUGACAGUCCUGCAUCAAGCCCCAACUCGAGCCCCAGUCCCGACACGCUCUCAGCGGACAGCCGACGCGCAGAGGCCCUGUCUCGCUCCAGGGUGGUCCCGUCUAGUGGCCUCGGUGGCAGAGGGAGACCCGCAGCAGCCAACGCAGCGCGCGAGAGGAGUCGCGUGCAGACGCUCAGACAUGCGUUCCUCGAGCUACAAAGAACAUUACCGUCGGUGCCACCGGACACCAAACUGUCCAAACUCGACGUCUUGAUAUUGGCAACCACAUACAUAGCGCAUUUAACGAGAACCUUGCAAGAGGAGGGGAUGGAAGAGGACAACACAAAACAAACUGAAGCUUUGAACUCACUUAAAGGCGAUGGCUACUUGCAUCCUGUGAAAAAAUGGCCAAUGCGUUCAAGAUUAUAUAUCGGUGCCACUGGCCAGUUCCUGGGUAACUCGAAUGAAAAUCAAGGGGCAUCUUCAUCAUCGUCUCAAACAUAGAUCAUUUGCACAAAAGAUUUUUAGAGGUAAUGAUUAAAAAAAAAAAUGAAGGUUACAAAAAGUAGAGUUGUUGUUUUAGUAAUUUUGUUGCAUAAAUUGUUCAGUUGCAGCCUGUAAAAUUUAAAAAGUUUGUUUUACGCGGCAAAUGAACUGAACUUAUUGAAGUGAUUAUCAUUAUGAUGCCAUACAGACAGCUGAAUAAUUGUGCAUAUUAAUAUAUCCUAAUUAUUUCAAAUAUGUAAAUAAGAUUGAAAUAUUAAACGUGUUUUUUUAACUGUGGGUUUCUGCUCAGACUUCUGUAGCUAUUUGCAGUUCUGUACUUGUCUGAAUUCCGUGUGUUGGUUAUAAUGAGCUGUCAUGCUUGAGCUGUCGGCUAUGCACUUUCUGUUACAACAUUUGCACUAAAUGCAUGUGUGAAUAACUUAACAUUCGUCAUGUGAAGUGGUCUGUCAGAAUCGCAACAAUAACAUCAACAUUCCCAUUUCUCCUUCCUUCCUGUUUUUUAUGUGAAUAGUGGUACAUGUGGAAUAAUAAA